UUGUUUUCUUUUCAUUUCAAAUUGGAAGACUCUUAUAUAAAUACAAUCACCACUCUUCAUCUCUCUCUCACUCUUCUUCCUUUCCCUUUCCCUUUCCCCAUUCCUUCUUCUUCUUCUUCUUCUUCUUCUUCUUGCUAGCUCUAUCAAAAUCCAUGGCUUUAAACGCAGAAGCUCCAGAGUUUUUUCCUAACUACAAACUACAAAAUCCUCAAUCUCACUGCUACCUUUUCUCUACUCUCCCUCAUCGUCUACAUCCUUAUUUCUAUUACUACCCUAGUGCUUAUAAACAUCCAUUUCCUUUCCACUUUCAUCCACUUCCAAACCACCUACCCACUUUUCCUAGGUUUGAAUCCGAAGCUAAACUACCGACCCAUUUUCAUGGCAGUUUUGAAAACCAUGAACAAGUGCUGAAAAAUGACAUGGUGGUGGAGCCAUUUAUCGAGGGUGAUGAUUCAAACAAUGUUUUUCAUGAGGUUGUAAGUGGUGGUGAAAUGGAACACCGUCGUUCUCAUGGGGUCAGAUCCGGAGGUCGUCUUGAGUGGAGGAGGAAGAGAGGACGCAAGGAUGUUGAACAAAAAGAGAAGAAAGUUAAUGAGAAACCUUUGCUGAGAAACAACCGCUACGGCCAUGCAAAAAAUAUUCGUUAUCAUUGUCACAAGAAGAAUAGUGGAGGUGGUUUUCCAUUGGUUCCGGUUCAGAAGGAUGGUAAAGAAACAACGGUUAUGAUUAAGAACAUUCCUAGCAAAUAUACUCGAGAUAAGUUGUUGGAUUUCUUGGAGGAGUUUUGCAUGCGUGAAAAUGCCAAAGAUCAAGCCAAUGGUGAAGAAAGUACUUUUGCUUUUAAUGCCGUAUACUUGCCUAUUGAUUUCUGUACUGAGUUAAACAAAGGCUAUGCCUUUGUUAAUUUCACCAAGCAUGAGGCAGCUUGGAAAUUUCAACUGACAGCCUCUGGGAAGAACUGGGAACACUUCAAUUCCAGUAAGAUAUGUGAUGUGGUUGCUGCACGCCUCCAGGGAAAAGAGAAGCUAGAGAAUCAUUUUGGAAGCAUGGUUUUUCCCUAUUCGUCCGAGGAAGUUCUGCCACUGUUCUUCAGUCCACCUCGGGAUGGUGUGACCAAAGGAAACCAGAGGACAAUGGGAAAGCUUCUUAAGCCUUAUUAUUAGUUUGUUUUUUUUAGCAUUUCAUGUGUGUUGUAUAAAAGUUAAUUAGGUUAUGGACCAAGUAUUUUGUUGUGUUUAAUUCCAAUUCCACUGUAUAGUUGGGUGGAGCUUGGCCACUUUAUCCCUUCAAAAAUCUUGAAGGAGGGUUGUGUGGUGGGGUCCACCCUUCUUGUGGAUAGCUAGCUAGGCACAGAGAUGCACCACGUCUUGAGCCGAUGAAUGAGGGUUUGGUUCGGUUUAGUCUUUUCUAUGAUGUUUGUGUUCGUAAUGAAAUUUGAUUAUGAUGUUUGUUUGAACUUGCUAGGUUUAGUAGCUUUUUGCCCUACUAUGUACGAAUGCUUUAUCAUGGGAGAAUAUAACUAUAUAAUAUUGUCUUA
Messenger RNA from Medicago truncatula (barrel medic), 1537 nucleotides. RefSeq names its product protein MEI2-like 4. The coding region runs from base 153 to 1163 and encodes 336 amino acids. The transcript is spliced from 4 exons. Gene Ontology annotation, molecular function: nucleic acid binding. The record is from RefSeq and is a predicted model, not a curated record. Lineage: Eukaryota; Viridiplantae; Streptophyta; Magnoliopsida; Fabales; Fabaceae.